GUUCUGCGUACUAUAAAUUAUGAUAACAUCUAAAUAUCCUUUUAGAAGGCGUAGAAUUUAGUUCAAACAUCUUACUCUAGGAUAACAUUUAAAGUGACAUAAUAUACGAGUAAUUGUAACACGACAACUGUUUGGAAAUAUGAGAAGUAAAAUAAUUAUGAUGCUUUUGUCUGUGACAGUUUGUGCUUCACAAGACUGUAGCAACUUGAUGCAAAAACUCAAGUGUAUUCCUGUGAAGAAAGGCCAAACCUGUCUAUCGAAUGAUGCAAUUGAUGGUUCCAAUAUGACAUGGAUUGAGUCUUCGGACGUAUGUUCCGGCGAAAAUGGCCGACUUCCAUGGUUAGGACAAGGCAUCAGCCUUCAAAAACUUAAAUCAACCGCUGCAAAACAUGGUAAAUUCUCAGCAAUUAGAAUAGGAUUACUGUACAACAUGAAAAAACAGUUAUUUUGGCAAAAUGAAAUGCAAACAUGUAAACCGGUGAAUUCUACAAUAUGUGCACUCGGUGCCGUUUCAUCACAGUGUUCUACCCUCGGUUGUUGUGACAGUGGAAAUCAGUGUCAUUAUCCAGGAUCAUAUUCCGCCGUUACAUAUACAAUCAACACGACCAUUGACACAAGCGGAAUCCGUUCAACGGAUCACGUAAGUUGUGUGGGUAUCGAGAAAGCGGCAAAUGGUACAUGGUUUUGGAAGGCUUAUAACUGCACAGAAAAACCAGUAUUAGCAACUGCGUACUUUUGCGAAUACAAGUGUGGUAAUGCUUGGCCAGAAGCACAGUCAUCCACUCUACAGUUUGAUGAAACCACGUCAGGAACGUAUCAUGAUAUGACUACGUCAGGAACGUAUGGACGAACUACAUUAGUCACGUCAAAUAAACCGCAAAACAACAGUGCGGUCAAAACAUCUAGAAUAUACGAUAGCGUACAGAUGCUCUUGCUAAUUUUCCUCCUGAUCAUUUCAACAGCUGCCAACCUUGACUGUUGAAUAACCUGCAAAGAAUGACAUUGAAUACAUGUUAUACUUUUAUUGGUGUCUAAAAUAUAACUGAUAUGUUUUUGUGUUUACAUUAAAUUUGAAAAUGCAAGAAAGACAGGGGACUAUUCCAUAGCGCUAUAUUUACUAGGUAAAUGAUAACAUAUUAGGGUUAUGUACUGCAUGUAUGGUUAGUUACAGCAGAGCAUUAGUAUCAUGUGUAUGUAUACUUGAAAUGUCGAGUUACUAACUUGUAAUUUCGAGAUGCAUGGCUCAAAAUAAUUUAGAGUUAUUUAUCUCAAAAUAUAGAGUUAGUUACUCUAAAUUUCGAGUUACCAGUUACCAAAGUGAAAGCAUUGUGAAAAUUGUAACAUGUAUGUUGGAUGAGACUUAAAUAAACUAUAAAUAUAUAUCUCA
Molecule: messenger RNA, 1387 nt
Organism: Mercenaria mercenaria
Lineage: Eukaryota; Metazoa; Mollusca; Bivalvia; Venerida; Veneridae
Exons: 7
Coding region: 140-982 (280 amino acids)
Source: RefSeq, a predicted model, not a curated record